GAGUGACUAGGAUCGGGCUGGGAACAGAGCGAAAACUCUGCUUGACGAGCGAGAUGAAUCUCCAGAUGUCAGCGAAGACACGACGAACGCUGUCGGGAUGAUCUUAUCUGCUCUCGGAAGUUACGGUUGAGUACAAGCGUUUCUUGUGGCAGGCGCCGAUGCUUUUUUUCUCCAUAAGAGAGUGAUCAACAUCCUUCUUUCCUCCUUGCUAUUUCUCUCUCAACUGUUAGUCUUUGUAUCUGGUUCCCUGGCUUUGUAUCCAGUCCGAUACUUCAUUUCUAUACUUUGAGAUAUCACUUGGAAGGCUACAACAUGUUCGGUGGGAGGUACUUUGGCCUUCGGGGUCAACGGCUUACACUUGCCGUCAAUAUCAUUGCUGGUCUUGAUUUCUUUCUCUUCGGCUAUGAUCAAGGUGUGAUGGGAGGCUUGCUCACUCUCGGGAGUUGGGUAAAGCAGUUCCCUGAAAUUAAUACCGUCGACAAUCCAGGCAACACUCACAUAUCUACAAUACAGGGCAUCUCCGUAGCAAGCUACAAUGUUGGCUGUUUCGUUGGUGCUAUCAUCACCAUAUUCAUCGGAGAUAUCCUUGGACGAAGAAAGAUGAUCUUCCUUGGUUCAUCUAUCAUGGUCGUUGGUGCUAUCCUUCAGUGCACAGCCUUUAGCCUAGCCCAUUUGAUCGUCGGAAGAAUCAUUACGGGCUUCGGGAAUGGGAUGAACACUUCCACCGUACCAACUUGGGCUUCCGAGACGUCCAAGUCUCAUAAACGAGGCAAGAUGGUCAUGAUUGAAGGGGCCAUGAUUACCGGUGGAAUUUGCCUGAGUUACUGGAUCGACUUCGCCUUCUCAUUUUUGGAGCCAAGCACGGUCUCCUGGCGAUUUCCGAUUGCUUUCCAGAUUGUCUUCGCACUUCUGUUGCUAGCUUUCAUCCUCGAGCUUCCGGAAUCCCCAAGAUGGCUCAUUUUGAAGGGCCAGGAGGAUGAGGCCAUGAUGGUCAUUGCUGCACUGGCUGAUCUUCCUCCUGAAGAUCGACUCGUAACCACAGAAUUCGUUGAGAUCAAGGACACGGUUAUCGAAAUGAAAGAGCACGGAUGGGCAGAUCUUUUUACCAUGGGCCCAGAGCGAAACUUCCACCGUGUUGUCCUUGGUUAUGUCAACCAAGUCUUCCAACAAAUCUCAGGUAUCAACCUUAUUACCUACUACGCUGCAACUAUUUAUCAGCAAUAUAUCGGAUUGGGUGGAACCACUGCUCGGGUCCUCGCUGCCGCAAACGGCACAGAGUAUUUUAUCGCCUCUUGGGUCGCUGUCUAUACAAUUGAAAAGUUCGGGCGACGGAGUCUUAUGCUGUUCGGCGCUGCUGGUAUGUCUGGUUCGAUGGCUAUCCUCGCCGGCAUGAACUACAUGUCACAGAACAACCUUGGUGGAUCCUCUCCUGGUAUUGUUUCCGCGGUAUUUUUGUUCGUAUUUAAUACGUUUUUCGCUGUCGGAUGGCUCGGCAUGACUUGGCUCUACCCCGCCGAAAUUGUUCCUCUUAAGAUCAGGGCUCCAGCCAACGGUCUAUCGACGUCGGCAAAUUGGGCUUUCAACUUUAUGGUCGUUAUGAUCACCCCCGUCUCCUUCUCGUCCAUUGGCUACAAGACCUAUGUUAUUUUCGCCGUCAUCAAUGCCGCCAUUUUCCCUGUUGUGUACUUCUUCUAUCCCGAGACAGCUUAUCGCUCUCUAGAAGAGAUUGACAACAUCUUCAGAAAAACCACCAAAGGCUUCAGGGGAUGGUUCGACGUCGUGCGUACCGCCAAGAACGAGCCUCUUAGAUACGGAAAGCAUGGAGAGUUGCUCAUUGAUUACGAGCAUACCGAACACGUCAGAAGACAGAGCUUGGCAACUGCUGGGAAGGCUGAAAAUAGGGGCGUUGAGGAUAUCAGUGGAGAGAGUUCAAUGAACGAAAAGAGAGCAGAGAAUGUGUAGAUGGACAGUGAGGAUGGCGAAGGACAAAGAGAAGGAGAAAACACUAAUGGAUACCCACUAUGAUAUUAUAUAAAUUGAACUUUCAGCCUCUUGA
This is a messenger RNA of Mollisia scopiformis, 2056 nucleotides long. Its product is annotated as sugar porter family MFS transporter. The record is from RefSeq and is a predicted model, not a curated record. NCBI's taxonomy places the organism in Eukaryota, Fungi, Ascomycota, Leotiomycetes, Helotiales, Mollisiaceae. Gene Ontology annotation, molecular function: carbohydrate:proton symporter activity. Bases 313 to 1962 code for a protein of 549 amino acids. Gene Ontology annotation, biological process: transmembrane transport; carbohydrate transport. The transcript has 7 exons. Gene Ontology annotation, cellular component: membrane.